This is a messenger RNA of Linum trigynum, 2700 nucleotides long. Lineage: Eukaryota; Viridiplantae; Streptophyta; Magnoliopsida; Malpighiales; Linaceae. The record is from the annotation of a GenBank genome assembly.
AUGAGCGGCCACGAUUCCAAGUACUUCUCCACGACGAAGAAGGGAGAAAUCCCCGAACUCAAAGAAGAGCUCAAUUCUCAGUACAAGGAUAAGAGAAAGGAUGCAGUUAAAAAAGUGAUUGCUGCAAUGACUGUUGGGAAAGAUGUCUCAUCUCUAUUCACUGAUGUGGUGAACUGCAUGCAAACGGAAAAUCUGGAGCUCAAGAAGCUUGUUUAUCUGUAUCUCAUAAACUAUGCUAAAAGCCAGCCUGACCUUGCUAUACUUGCUGUAAAUACAUUCGUGAAGGAUUCACAAGAUCCAAAUCCUCUGAUUCGAGCUUUGGCUGUGCGGACAAUGGGCUGCAUUCGUGUUGACAAAAUCACAGAGUACUUGUGCGAUCCCCUUCAGAGGUGCCUUAAGGAUGAUGAUCCUUAUGUUCGCAAGACUGCGGCCAUUUGUGUUGCAAAACUGUUCGACAUAAAUGCUGAAUUAGUCGAGGAUAGGGGUUUCCUGGAUUCUCUCAAGGAUUUGAUUUCUGACAAUAACCCAAUGGUCGUAGCGAAUGCUGUUGCAGCUCUAGCAGAAAUUCAGGAGAGUAGUGCCAGACCCAUUUUUGAGAUUACCACUUCUACCCUGUCAAAGUUGCUUACUGCUCUAAAUGAGUGCACAGAGUGGGGCCAAGUUUUUAUUCUGGAUGCACUUUCAAGAUACAAGGCGGCAGAUGCUCGUGAAGCUGAAAACAUAGUGGAACGAGUUACUCCAAGGCUUCAGCAUGCUAAUUGUGCAGUUGUACUUUCAGCUGUUAAGAUGAUCCUUCAACAAAUGGAACUUAUUACAAGCACUGAUGUGGUACGGAAUCUUUGCAAGAAGAUGGCUCCCCCUCUCGUGACUCUGCUAUCUGCAGAACCCGAGAUUCAAUAUGUUGCAUUGCGGAACAUAAACCUUAUUGUUCAAAGACGGCCGACAAUCCUAGCUCAUGAAAUUAAGGUGUUCUUCUGCAAGUACAAUGAUCCAAUUUAUGUCAAGAUGGAGAAGCUCGAAAUUAUGAUAAAGCUUGCUUCUGACCGCAACAUAGACCAGGUUCUAUUGGAGUUUAAAGAGUAUGCAACAGAAGUUGAUGUGGAUUUCGUAAGAAAGGCUGUACGUGCCAUUGGCCGCUGCGCUAUAAAGUUAGAGAGGGCAGCUGAAAGAUGUAUCAGUGUUCUGCUUGAACUUAUUAAGAUCAAAGUUAAUUAUGUGGUUCAAGAGGCUAUUAUUGUCAUCAAAGAUAUAUUUAGAAGAUACCCGAAUACAUAUGAAUCUAUCAUUGCAACACUGUGUGAGAGCUUAGACACUUUGGAUGAACCAGAAGCUAAGGCAUCAAUGAUCUGGAUAAUUGGUGAAUAUGCUGAAAGAAUCGACAAUGCUGAUGAACUCCUCGAAAGCUUCUUGGAGAGUUUCCCCGAGGAGCCUGCACAAGUGCAGUUGCAACUAUUGACUGCAACUGUCAAACUCUUCCUCAAGAAACCAACUGAAGGACCUCAACAGAUGAUUCAGGUUGUUUUGAAUAAUGCCACGGUAGAGACUGACAAUCCUGAUCUAAGGGACCGUGCAUACAUAUACUGGCGAUUAUUAUCAACUGAUCCCGAGGCGGCUAAGGAUGUGGUGUUAGCAGAAAAGCCUGUGAUCAGUGAUGAUUCAAACCAAAUUGAUCCUUCUUUACUUGAUGAGCUUCUAGCAAACAUUGCCACAUUGUCCUCUGUGUAUCACAAACCACCAGAAGCAUUUGUAACACGUGUGAGGACAACAACACAGAAGACUGAUGAUGAUGAAUAUCCCGAUGGUGCUGAGACCGCAUAUGCUGAAACAUCAUCUUCCCAGAUCGCCGAUGGUUCUGCUUCACCUGCAGGGAAUGUUCCAACAAGGCAAAUGACAACUGCAGCAGCUAGCCCUCCACAACCUGUACCUGUCCCAGAUUUGAUGGGUGAUCUUAUGGGUCUGGACAACAGUGCCAUAGUCCCUGUUGACCAGCCUUCUACUCCUUCCGGCCCACCCUUGCCCGUGGUACUACCAGCAUCAGCUGCCCAGGGUUUACAGAUCAGUGCACAGCUAACACGAAGAGAUGGUCAAAUCUUCUACAGCAUGUUGUUUGAGAACAACACGCAGAUGCCACUCGAUGGAUUCAUGAUCCAAUUCAACAAGAAUUCACUUGGUCUAGCUGCUGGUGGACCAUUGCAGGUCCCACAAUUACAACCUGGGACAUCAGCAACCAUUCUCCUCCCCAUGGUUAUGUUCCAAAAUGUGUCUGCUGGUCCUCCAACCUCGCUUUUACAAGUUGCCGUGAAGAAUAAUCAACAGCAAGUAUGGUACUUCAAUGACAAAAUCCUGUUCCAUGCUUUCUUCAGCGAGGAUGGCAGGAUGGAACGUGGAUCCUUUCUCGAGACAUGGAGGUCCAUCCCUGACACAAAUGAAGUCUCGAAGGACUUCCCAGGCAUCGUGUUGAACAGUGCCGACGCCAUGGUGGAACGUCUAGCUGCAUCAAACAUGUUCUUCAUUGCCAAGAGAAAGCAUGCAAACCAAGACGUCUUCUACUUUGCGACCAAAAUCCCUCGCGGAAUCCCUUUCCUGGUCGAGCUGACCACAGCCAUAGGUACUCCGGGAGUGAAGUGUGCAAUCAAGACUCCCAACCCUGAAAUGUCUCCGCUCUUCUUCGAGGCAGUUGAGGCACUCCUCAAGGCUUGA